AGAAGUGGCAUCGCCACCAUUCGCUCCAAGCAGCUGGAUUCCUCGGCCUGCGCGCAUCGGGAGCUCGCCUGAUCGUUCGUUGGAGAAAAACUCCGACCAGCUCUGAGUGAACUCGAGGAUUUCCAUCGAAUUUUCCUCUCGUCACAGUGGCGGACAUCACUCGGCUGUGACCUACUCUCGCGCAGAAGUGCCGCAUUCCGAAUGGGCUCGAGAACUCUGUUGACAUCUGAGCUCGGUGGGAAAGUGCACCCAAUUUGAUUAUCGUGUGGAGAAAUCGGCUCUGGUCCGUAUCGUAUCUGGCGUGCCGCAUUGUUUGUGUCGGUUUGUGCGCAUGGACGAGAAGGACUGUGGCCUCGAAGAGCCGCGUCAAGAGUGGUAAUCGCAUCCUGGGAAAUUCCUGACUGCGAGUCGAUUGAGGAAUAGUCCGACCAGGUUCUUCACUGCCUCUGGAAGACUACGACCGAGGAGAUAGUACUCGAGUCAAAUCCAACAGGAAGGAAGCAUGGCGAGCACCAGCAGAUCUCCUCUCGCAACGGCGAGUGACAGUUUGGGAAAAGACCUCGACAAAAAAGACGUUGACUCGUACUUGACGUCCCCUCGACGUCGAUCGGUCGUAAUCGACGACGACCGCUGUGUGGAGAUUCCCAUUCAAAUGAAUCCUCAAUUGGACGCGUCCAAAUUGCGUUCCGUUGCGGGUCGUCCCCCAACCCCGAUUCCCAGCGACGAAGAGGAAGACGAAGACGAUGAAAAAGACUCCCCCACGUGCGAAGAAGGCAAGUUCGGCUUGGAGGACCGAGACGGUAUUGGAUGUCACAACGAGGAACUCAAAACCCCCGAGAAAGCGGGUGCCGCAACGAAUUGCACCGACGACUCUCUUCAUUAGGUACAGCCGACCGCCGUAGGAUCGAAACAUCGUGUUCCAUCGUGCGUCUCUAUUCGGAUCACUCAUGUUGAUACAGCACCGCGGAAAUCUGAUACAGGAGCAGAUUCCGAUGAAUGACGGAGCGAGACUGCGAGACUCAUCGCAGCAGCUCAAUAAACCGAAAGUGACAUAUGUACGUUUAUCGAGCAACAUUCGCGAAGACAUUUCCACGUACACGACUGAGCGAUCAGCGAACGAGUGGAGGCCUCUGGGGAGGCUGAAUGACGAAAAUCAAAAGCUCGAAAUCUGAGACGCUCCGUUGCCGUUCGAACUGGCCGAAUGUUCCUUCGAUAGGAAAAAUGGAGGGAAUGGUGAUUAUACCUGUCAAAUGUUACCUCCUUAAUAAAAUUGAAAAUCUAUGUU
Galendromus occidentalis (western predatory mite) is the source of this 1285-nucleotide messenger RNA. RefSeq lists its product as uncharacterized. Bases 503 to 883 code for a protein of 126 amino acids. The record is from RefSeq and is a predicted model, not a curated record. The transcript is spliced from 4 exons. NCBI's taxonomy places the organism in Eukaryota, Metazoa, Arthropoda, Arachnida, Mesostigmata, Phytoseiidae.